Geodia barretti is the source of this 734-nucleotide messenger RNA. The record is from the annotation of a GenBank genome assembly. Lineage: Eukaryota; Metazoa; Porifera; Demospongiae; Tetractinellida; Geodiidae.
GUUUCGGCCUACUUGGUCCUGUGCAAUGUAUCUCACUGUUUUGUGCACACACAAGAGUGACUCAUACGAUUAGACCCCAAUUGUAAGCGCGCUUCCGCUCGCCAAAAAUGCCAUGCAUUCGCCUACUAGUAUCGGAUCGGACGACACAUGCAAGCUUUGUGGUACCACUUCCGCUGAGACCGCUUCUCCCCAGUGUCCCGCCCUCUCGUCAGUGCGCAGUCUCAUCCCCUCUGACUCUCAACUGUUCGUGGACUACGUUCUCGGCACCGUCCCGCCUCGACCAACUGUCAGCUGCUGCAUCUUCAUUGCCCACUCAAUAGGCUACUCUCCUUUAGUGGAGGUUACAAAGAAGAAGAAGAAGAAGAAGAUUAGAGCGCAUGUGGGUUUGCGAGUAUAUACUGAAGUGUCUCUAGCUUUAUAGGUGAAAGCAGCACAGAAGAAGUUGCUACGAGAGGAGUCAGUUCUAUGGUUGAUGUACUUAGUGAAGGAGAUGGUGUCCUGGUCACAGAACACCAGAGAGAGAGCAUUCCCUGAUGGGACACUGACAGCAGCUGUGAGAAAAAAAAACAGCAAACUGCACUGAAUCUGGCAGUAGUUGACCUAAUAAACUGGUGAUACUGGUGUGAGAGAUCAUCCAUUCUUUGAGGAAGUGGACUGGCAGAAUCUGCUGAGAGAGAAGGCAGAGUUCUUCAUUCCCCAGCUCAAGGGAGAGGAGGACACCUCUUACUUUGACA